Molecule: messenger RNA, 2910 nt
Organism: Lymnaea stagnalis (great pond snail)
Lineage: Eukaryota; Metazoa; Mollusca; Gastropoda; Lymnaeidae
Source: the annotation of a GenBank genome assembly
AAACUGUUAUUUUUUUUUAUUUUUUUUUUAUUGUUAUCUUGUGGAGAGUAAGUGAACGGUCCCACUGUACCCCUUCCCCACACCACGCACAACAUACGAUUUACUUUUUUAAAAUUAUUUUUAUUUUCCAAAUCAGUAUCAACACCUGACAGUAAACCAAUAAAAUCUGGCCACAUGCAACGUUAAGCUUGCAUUUUCUGGUCGUCGUAGAAAGGUCCUCCACAAGUGUAUCCGCGCGUUGUAGAUUUCGUUACGUGAGCGCAGUUUAGGUCGCUGUCCAGCUACCAUGGCAUCGUCCACGCUCUUCUUGCUGUGCCUCAUGGCGCCUCUCCCGAUGUUCUUGUCUCAACAGAGCCCAGAGGGUGCCGAUGUUCGAGUCCUCACCGAAGAACAGUUCUGCGAGCUGCUCAAGAAGUUGUCCAGCUUGGCUGAAGGUAGGCUAUAUCUACAGAUUUAUUUCAUUGUCCGUACUUCUCCGGUCUUUUGUUAAACACGCAUUCCAAAAAAUGCAAUCUAAAAAUGAAUGCUAAAUACUGUAUCUUAUUGGCUAUUAGUUUUUACAGCUGUUUUUUUUUUGUUUUUUUUGUUUUUUUUGUUUGGUAUUCAUGGCGAUGGACAUGCUGACUGUCAACGUUACCAAUUUUAUGGGUUAUAAGAUUUUGAACCCAUGGCUCGAGUCCUACUAUUGAAACGUUGUUCCUGUACUUUUUCCAAGAAAUAUAAACUAAAUAUACCUAUUUAUGUCGGGGGGGGGGGGGUUCUUGGGUGAGUUCCCACACUUUUCGCCAGGGCUUGACCCCUGCAUUUAUUUGCAUGUUUUUAUUAUUUUGUUUUGUUUAAACAGUCUUGAUGUUGUUAUCCAUAUAAACUAAAUAUACCUAUUUAUGUCGGGGGGGGGGGGGUUCUUGGGUGAGUUCCCACACUUUUCGCCAGGACUUGACCCCUGCAUUUAGUUGCAUGUAUUUAUUAUUGUGUUUUGAUUAAACAGUCUUGAUGUUGUUAUCCAUGUACAUUGUGUGUGUGCUGCUCCGUGUCUCCCGAUUCCAUCAAGCACAUGCCUAUAAUGCUGAAUGGUUCGGUCGACCCUGGCGUAACAGUGAGUACCAAAGCAAAACAGAACGGUGAGAAAUGAUUCAAGGCAUUAAUGUAAACAGAGAGCUGUCACCACACCAAAUGAACUCAUUUUGAUGCCUGUCGGACUAAUGGCAUAGCCGUCCUAAACGAGGGGCGACGGGGCAUAGGACCCGGGUGCCUCUAUGGGGGGGGGUGGUUUUAAAAAGUAUUUAUUUUAUGCAAACAAACAUACAUGCAUCUUUCAGAGGAGGGCGUGAAAAUUUAAUAUUGCGCCCCGGGCGCAUCUUUCACCUGAUACUAUACUGAUAUAAGUAAGAUUAUUUGCCGUAUAUUUAUCGUCCACUUCCAUCCUCCCAACCCGAAAGAUAAUCAGCCACUGGAUACCACGACCUGCUCCACAUGUAGGAAUAGUAAACCUCUGUGAAAUUUUUUUUGUUUUGUUUUUUAAUCCUAAGACUGAGAUACCAUUUGUAACAUUCUCUGAGUGGGAGAAAAUUUGACGCUCUCUUGUGAGGUGGACGCUGAAACAAUGUAUUAACUAUUUGAAUCCCCAUCGGGCACUUACGACCGGUUGGGUGGGGAGGGAGAGCGACAAUUUAACCCGGGUCUGUCUUUACUUAAAUGUAACAUUACCCUACUUAUAUAGCGUUCAGUUUCUCCCAUCGCUAAAUCUGUUGAUGUCAAACUACAUCAUGGACAAAGUGAAUCAUAUUUGUUUUUUCAGAGUUUACAGGUUUUUUUUUUUUUAAUUUUAUUUUUGUUAUAUUUUUUUUAAUUGUGUGUCUUGCAGUAGUUAUACAUAGAUGAUUAUUAUUUUCAUAAACUGGAGUCCAUCUUUUUCUACCUCUGUGUUUAUUUAUUGUUUCUUUUAAAAUUUAAUUUUCAUUUUUUUAAAUUCCAAAAUUAAUGGUCUAAUUUCAAUUUUUUUAAUUCCCUUCUAUUUAAAGCACUUUCAAUAAUAAAAUUUAAAAAUUGUUAUUGCUCCACUAUAGGCAUCAAGUGCAGCGAUCUGUUUGAAAAUGAAGACAUAGUCCGGAACAUAGCGGAUGCGAUCUCCCGAAAACCUCCGACCACCGAGCCUCUCCAACGGGACGACAACAUCGAGCUGAACCAUCUUCUGCUGGCAUUCCUAACCGAGCACGUCAAAAACCUUGUCGAAGACGCCGGGCAUGAACCUCCGGCCGAAAUGUCAGCGGUGAGGGCGGGCAGGGCCGCAGCUGACACCGAGGCCCGACACCUUUCGAGGCGCAGGGAAAGACAUCGACACAGAAAUGGCGGGAGGGGCUCCCACGAAAGGCACGGUGGUGACUGGAGAGGCGGUGUUGUACCACCACCACCACCGGUACCGUUUCUUCCACCAAAUUGGAAUGGGGUUCCGGUCAUACCACCCUUUCCUUCCAUCGCUUCUCCUAUCGUCAACGGACGGAAGCGCUCUCUGGAGAGUGAACAUAUCGUGAAGCGUCAGUUACAAACCCAGAAGGCGUUGGUGAACGCCACCACCAGGUCGGCCCCGAGGAGGCUCCGACAAGGGGACGUGACCAGAAGAGUCCCGUUCAACGUCGACCAGUUCGGCAUCCAGGGAAAUCGGAAAUCCGACAAGAAAAGCCAAGUGACCCCGGAAGCGCUCUCCGGCAGUGCAGUGACCCCAGCAUCGGCUAAACCCAGCGCGGCUGGCAAACAAGGAAAGUCAAGACCAAGACCAAGCUCGAAUCCACGUAUUUUCCCCCAAAGGGGAUAAAUUGGCUGACAGGUUUUCGAAUGUUCCCAAUGAAAGUUACACGAAAUGGGUUAGGUCUCUGUUUUUAUCACAAGAUGAAAUAAAUAUUGGGAGAAUAA